Molecule: messenger RNA, 557 nt
Organism: Apaloderma vittatum (bar-tailed trogon)
Lineage: Eukaryota; Metazoa; Chordata; Aves; Trogoniformes; Trogonidae
Product: short-chain dehydrogenase/reductase family 9C member 7-like
Exons: 2
Coding region: 3-482 (159 amino acids)
Source: RefSeq, a predicted model, not a curated record
AGAUGGGCUCAGUGGCAGAUUGGAGACAUGAAGGUUUUCUAUUACUUUCCAGAGAACGCCUGUCAGAUUCCCAGGUCUCUUACACAGCUCAGCACCGUUUUCCCUCACCUUCUGUUGUUGUCUUUAGAAAUCAGGUCUGUAUUAUUCAGCCAGGAAAUUAUGCACGCUCUACAAAAAUUCAGCCACCAGUCAGUGCUGAAGAGAUUUGGAAUGAACUCAGUGAAGAGGAAAAGGCAGUUUACAAUAUGGAGUAUGUUCAAGAGCGAGCAAACUUUUUCAAUAGCAUACUCAGCAAAGGAAGCACUAAUGGCAAUGAGGUUGUAGAUGCUAUGGUAGAUGCUUUAACGUCUCCUGCGCCCAAGGCACGUUACAUGGUAGCAAAGCUGCAGGAAAAAGCACUGGUGUUUGUGUGCGCUUUAUUCCCAACUGUUGUGAUGGAUUCCGUUUUGUCAUACGCACUGAGUAAAGUAAAACUGGCGUAGCCUGAGUUGGUACCGGUCAGUGACUCAAGCUGGGCAGUUUUUGAAAUUGAGAAAGCCAGGGCUCAAUCUAAUGCC